Molecule: messenger RNA, 879 nt
Organism: Trichogramma pretiosum
Lineage: Eukaryota; Metazoa; Arthropoda; Insecta; Hymenoptera; Trichogrammatidae
Product: death-associated protein 1
Exons: 3
Coding region: 161-469 (102 amino acids)
Biological process (GO): apoptotic signaling pathway; negative regulation of autophagy; cellular response to amino acid starvation
Molecular function (GO): death domain binding
Source: RefSeq, a predicted model, not a curated record
AUAUAUUUUCAGUACCAAGUUGCAACGCAGCGAGAGACGAGUAACUGCGUUCUUAUUGAACAGGUUUUGAUGCGCAUAUUUUACGUAUAGUUGCAUUGUAACAUAUUGGACAUUUUUUGUCUUAUAAAGUCAAAAAAGUUAUCGACUAUCAUUAAAAAAUAUGUCUAGUCCUGAAGAAUCAAGUCUCAAAGCCGGUCAUCCACCUGCAGUCAAGGCCGGUGGUAUGAGAAUAACGCAACAUAAGCAUUCUGACAAAGAACGCGAAGUCAAACCUACAAAGGAUCCUGAAGAACUCAAGACAUCUACCAGCCCUCCAAAGGCAAUGAUUGUUAGUGGAGUACAAACCAAAGGACAUGCUGAUUUUCCUCCUGAAGCUGUGCAACAUUAUCAUGAUAAACCUGUUCCAACUCAUGAGGCCCGUUCAUCUAAUUAUUCAAGACCUAUUGUUAUUCAGCAACCGAGGAAGUAGAAUGCCAGCUGGGUUAAAGUUUCUUUAAAAUUUAAACUUUAUAAGAAGUUCAAAAUUACAACAUUUUACUUAAUUCAAAAAAAUUUUACUUGAUUAUCAAAUGUGAAAAGCAUAAAAACUAUAUUUAUUAUUUUAUUCAAAACAUCUUUUUCAUAUGCAUAAAACAAUUGCAACAAUAGUAUAAAGUUUAUUUCAUUGUAAAAAAGUAUUCAUUUUAAAAAGAAAUAUGAUUACUCUUUCACUUCGCCAUAUGCAUUUAACUUUUGAAACUUGAAGGGUGUUUCUAAAAAACUUUUUAGAGUUUAUUAUUGUUAAUAGAAAACUAUUUUUUCUAAAAUAUUCCAUGUAUGCAUUUAACAUGAUGAUACUAAACAUUGAUGUACAAUAAAUAUUACUUAGCCAGAAGAGUA